Molecule: messenger RNA, 2405 nt
Organism: Sardina pilchardus (European sardine)
Lineage: Eukaryota; Metazoa; Chordata; Actinopteri; Clupeiformes; Clupeidae
Gene: dnajc3b
Product: DnaJ (Hsp40) homolog, subfamily C, member 3b
Exons: 13
Coding region: 263-1762 (499 amino acids)
Biological process (GO): protein folding in endoplasmic reticulum
Cellular component (GO): endoplasmic reticulum
Molecular function (GO): misfolded protein binding; protein-folding chaperone binding
Source: RefSeq, a predicted model, not a curated record
UGUCAGCUCAGCUUCUUGGUGCGUAGAUGUACAAGUCUGUGGCAGUUCCACGAAGACAAGUCGAGGAGGGCAGGCUGUUUGAAAUGAACUAAUUUAGAUGUUGUCGAUUAGUCAGUGUCUUACCACGUAGAGUACUUAGAGUGUUUGGGUUUGUUCAAUACGCGUAUUUUAGGAAUUCCUCUGACAGAACACAGGUCGGAACUUUUACCCUGUGGUGGUCUGUGAAUCCACCCGGAAAUAUUUGGGUCAGUGGUGUGAAAAUAUGGAGUCGGGACGGCGGAAAGGUCUCAGUGGUGUCCUGUCGUCUUUAUCCCUGCUAUGUGUCGUUUUGGACUUGCAGAUCGACGGUGUGCUGGGAGCCACCCCUGUGGAAAUUGAGCACCAUCUUGAAAUGGGCCGCAAGUUGUUGGCAGCUGGACAGCUGGCAGAGGCCUUGUCCCAUUACCACUCAGCUGUUGAUGGAGAUUCAAAGAACUACCUGACGUAUUACAAGCGUGCAGCCGUCUUCCUGGCGAUGGGGAAGUCCAAGUCUGCCUUGCCAGACCUGACCAGGGCCAUACAGCUCAAGCCCGACUUCCUGGCUGCCAGGCUCCAAAGAGGGAAUAUUCUUCUGAAGCAGGGCAACGCUCAGGAGGCCAGGGAGGACUUUGAGGCAGUGCUGCAGCGCUCCACAGGGCACCAGGAGGCGACGGAGCUGCUCGCCAGAGCGGACGAGCUGGAGGAGCUGCAGGAGAUGGCGCACCACGCCCAUUACCAGGGCGACUACGCCAAAACUAUAGAGAUUCUGGAUCGGGUCAUAGAGAUUUCUCCGUGGGAUCCUGAAUCUCGUGAGCUCCGUGCUAACUGCUUCAUCCGCCUCGGUGAUCCACGGAAGGCCAUCCUGGACCUGACGCCAGCUGCAAAACUUCGGACGGACAACCGCGCAGCCUACCUGAAACUCAGCAAGCUGCACUACCAACUAGGCGAACACCAGGAAUCCCUCAAUCAAGUCCGUGAGUGUCUGAAGCUGGACCAGGACGACAAGGACUGCUUCGCUCACUACAAGCAGGUGAAGAAGCUGAGUAAGCAAAUGGACUCUGCCGAGGAGCUCAUCUCAGAGCACAGGUUUCAAGAAGCCGUCGACAAGUACGAGUCGGUCAUGAAAACAGAACCGACUAUGCAGUUCUACACCAGCAAAGCCAAAGAGAGGAUCUGCCAUUGUCUGGUCCAGAUCAAGAGGUCGCAAGAGGCUCUGGACGCCUGCACAGAAGCCCACCAGUUAGAUCCGCAGAACCUGAACAUCCUCAAGGACCGAGCUGAGGCCUACAUCCAGCUCCAGGACUACGAGAAAGCUGUGGAGGACUACCAGGAGGCUCGGGAGUUCGACAACGAAAAUCAGGAGAUUCGAGAGGGUCUCGACCGUGCACAGAAACUGCUCAAGCAGUCACGCAAAAGGGACUACUACAAGAUCCUGGGUGUAGGCAGGAAUGCCAACAAACAGGAAAUAAUUAAAGCGUACAGAAAGCUCGCACAGCAGUGGCAUCCAGACAACUUCCACUCAGAGACAGAAAAGAAGGAAGCCGAGAAGAGGUUCAUUGACAUUGCCUCAGCAAAGGAAGUCUUAAUUGACCCAGAGAUGCGCCAGAAGUUCGAUGCGGGUGAGGACCCCCUGGACCCAGAGAGUCAGCAGGGUGCUGGUGGCCGGGAAGGCGGUUGGCCGUUUGGCUUUAAUCCGUUCGAUUCGGGCCACGGCAACUAUCACUUCAAGUUUACCUACAACUAGGACGGACAGAUUUUUUUGCUCCUUUUUACAAAAUAAAAACCAGGAACGGACUUAAAUCCAGGAACUCGUAAAAGGAAAGACCGAGAGGACAACACGCAGUUGUUGUAAUUAGGAAUGGAUUUUUAUUUUUUGUUGUUGUUCUUUUUUUCCCCUCCUUUUUUUGCAGGUGAAGGAAUUUAACUAAGGGGGUUUUGGUGAGACUUUUCUCACCUCUGAGCAAACGGGACAGAGUCAUUUCUGUCUGCUUGAGCUGUAAGGCUGAACUGGGAGGGACUGUCUGUCUGUCCGUUGGUCUUUACUGACCAAGCUGAGAGACCAUGGAAAGAGUGGACAAAUGGACUUGAAGCCCGGGAAUAGGGCAAGAGAGCUUGCAACCACAGCUAACCAGGUCAUGACAGUUUUCCAUUUAACAUAUCGGUGUGCCAUUUUCUCUUUCAACCCCCCCCCCCCCCUCUCUCUCUCUUUUUUGGUUUGGUGGGAGAGGGGGGGGGGGUUCAGCUUCUUUGUCUUUGUUGCUUAUGGCCUGUCUGUCUAGGUUUACUGCUACUGUAUGCGUCUGCAUACUCCACAGAAGCACUCCCGGUAAUGUGCAGUGGCAUUGCGUUACUUAAAAUAAACAGCACUUUCGUUCAUGCCUCUAAAA